This is a messenger RNA of Naegleria lovaniensis, 819 nucleotides long. RefSeq lists its product as uncharacterized. The record is from RefSeq and is a predicted model, not a curated record. Bases 1 to 819 code for a protein of 272 amino acids. The transcript has a single exon. Lineage: Eukaryota; Heterolobosea; Eutetramitea; Acrasida; Naegleriidae.
AUGAACUGGUCAAGACACCUCUUGUUGCUUUGUGUCAUGUUGGUUUUUGCCAUCCAUGUCAAUGGCCGAUUCCCUUCUCUACUGACUGACACAUUGACUCUGAAUCCUUUCGCACAACAUGCUCGUCAUUGGUUCCAUUCAAUCACAAAUCCGACAAAGGCCAAAUCCUCUUUAACAACAAACGCGUCCUCUCCAUCCUGUUGUUUACCCUCUACUUUUUACUACAAAGGAUCGACCAUGCAACAAUCUCAAGAAGGAGGAAAAUCAGUGUCCUUUUUUUCUGCCGAUCUUGUCAUUCAUUCCGAUUUAGAUAAGAAAUUAUUUCGUAUCGAUACCAUUUCACCUGACAUGAAAACAUUUCCUCCAAGUGUCACUCAAAUGUUACUGACACACAAUGAAACAACUUAUAAUUAUGUCAAUACUAGUGCUGGAUGUUGGUGUUUCAAAGUGAAUAUGAAUCCGUGGGCUCCUUACUGUGUCCAACAACCUUAUCAACGAUCUGUCCAAUUGUUGGAUAAUAUUCCAAUGGAUAUUUACGGUCAAGAAAUUGUUCAACGUGAUAUGGGAAAUUAUGAAAAGAUUGAAAUUUGGACCAUUCCAAUUGCAAAACAACAUUCUUCAGAGCCAUUUGGUAUGAAAUCCAAUCAAGAGAAUGGACCCUUAUGCUGGGUUAUUAGUCAACAAUUGUUGGCGCAUUCAGACAGUCAGAAUAUCACAGAAACCUAUAGCAACAAUAAUUAUGGAUUUUCUACACGAGUGAAUUAUAAUGUUUUUAAACCAGCUCCAAAUUGUCCUGCUUUUCAAGAUUGUGGUCAUUAA